Molecule: messenger RNA, 1255 nt
Organism: Trichogramma pretiosum
Lineage: Eukaryota; Metazoa; Arthropoda; Insecta; Hymenoptera; Trichogrammatidae
Product: zinc finger protein draculin-like
Exons: 3
Coding region: 53-1213 (386 amino acids)
Biological process (GO): regulation of transcription by RNA polymerase II
Molecular function (GO): RNA polymerase II cis-regulatory region sequence-specific DNA binding; DNA-binding transcription factor activity
Source: RefSeq, a predicted model, not a curated record
GUAACGUUAGUAUUGACAGAGUAAGUCGCAAAUAACAUUUCUAACGAGUAAGAUGGAAUCGAGCAACGUAUUCAAUACUGCUGUUAGAGUGAAAAAUGAGCCACUUGAUGAUAAUGAUUACAAAAUAAUUGACACGAUACCCGUCACUCAAAAUAUUAAAUGCGAGAUGUUUCGGCAAGAAAAUUCAACCCAAGAGCUUUUUCAAGAAUAUGACGAAAAUCAGGAAAAUGAACUUGACGACCUGGAAAUCGAAAUGGAAUGUACCGACAUCAAGCCUAAUUUAUUAUUAGUUGCGAAAAUUGAAGAUCAUUCUCCAAAUCAAUGGCAGGAUAGCGAUGUUUAUAAAAACGGAAGCAAAAUAAAACUUGAAACUGUCGGAGCAAUGAAGAAAGAAGUUUUUUGUAAAGAAGGAACUGAUUUGAAUUUCGGGCGUGGACUCAGCGAGCAAAAUAAACAAGGAACUGUUUCAAAAGAGCUGAACAAUGAAAAUAGGCUCAAAACUCACAAUGAUACUACGCAUAAUAAAAUCACACAUGAUUGUGAUAUUUGCGGAAAAUCAUUCAAAUAUAAGUGUGAUCUCCAAAGACACAUGAAUUCGGUGCAUCGUAAAAUAAGGCAUGCAUGCAACAUAUGCCAAAAUACGUUCUCAGAGAAGAAAAGUCUCAGAAAUCACAUCGAUUCGGUGCAUAAUGAAGUCAGACAUGCGUGCGAUAAAUGCCCAAAGAAAUUCUCAGACAAGGGUAAUCUCAGAAGGCACAUCGAUUCGGUGCAUCGUAAAAUAAGGUAUCGAUGUGAUGAAUGUGGGAAAUCAUUCAGAUAUAAGGGUCAUCUCCAAAGACACAUCGAUUCGUUACAUCGUAAAAUCAUGCAUCCAUGCGAUAUAUUCCAAAAGACAUUCUCAGACAAGAGUAGUCUCAAAACGCAUAUGGACGCGCUACAAAAUGGAAUCACCCACGCAUGUGAUAAAUGCCAAAAGACAUACUUAGACAAAAGUAAUCUCAAAAAGCAUAUGGAUGCGGAGCACAGUGUAAUCACCCAUACAUGUGAUAUUUGUAAAAGAAAAUUUAAAUAUCGAAAUAGUCUCGCUAGACAUAACAGAUUGUCUCAUAAUGGUACCACUUAUUCAUGCAAGACAUGCGGCAAGACAUUUAGACAGAAAAGAAAUCUCAGAGCCCACAUCGAUAUGGCGCAUCGCUCGCUCAAUAUGACCUAAUAAAUGUUUAAAAUUUAUGUUGAAUUAAGUUACAAAUCAAAA